UUCAAACUAUCCCUCAAAUUACAACUGAAUAACGUUUUAUUGCGUGUUCGUUCUGUUUUAAAAAAGUCAGAACAAUCUGGGAGUCUAGGAAAUAAAUACGUGCUUGCCACAAAAACGCGAUGGAAGAAGACCAUUUUAAACUGAACGGAGCUGAACAAAAAUGGCGACCACAAAAUCUUGUCUUUCUUUGACACAUUGUCGGCAGCGAAAAGAAGGAUGGAAUAAGAUUGUCUUGGCUCAUUUGGUUCUUGACCUGUUGCCUAGGCAUCGAUUUUUAAUCCUAGGGGAUUUCAAUCCUUUUGUAGUAGUCAAUUAAUAAUUAAUUCAUACUUUAAACCACUCGUAUGAUAUUUUGACACUUCAGGUAAUGAAAAAGACGUAAAAAAUACCCUGGUACGCAUUAAAAAGAGCCAACUUAGAAACCACACCCGAAAAGCUGAUCCCUAUAGCUCAACUUUUAAGAACUUACCGUUCCCUUGCGGUGACUUAUUGAGCAGUAAAGGGUUGAAAGUCUCCUUGAAGAAACACAAAUUCUAAACAUGUCGGACACUGAUGUCUUCUUGUUAGCGCCGAUCCGUGACUGGUGACUGUUCCCUCGGGCGUCAGGUCUUUUGUUAUAAAAUUGGCGCGAGAAACAAACUACGUUUACUUGCAUCGUGAAUUUUUUUUUGCGAAGCAUACUGUUUAUCACUUUAUCUUCCACUUUGUGUUCACCAUGUCUGGUGUUGUUAAGGCUAGAUCUCGAUCCAGAUCCAAGUCAAAAUCGCGCUCGAGGUCACGGUCGAGAUCAAGAUCCAAAAGUCCCGCUGGAAAGAUGGCGAAGAGCAGAAAACCAGCGAAGAAGGCGGCCCCUCGGCCUCCUGCAGUCCAUCCUCCGUACAUCGACAUGAUUACAGCGGCGAUUGCAGCUAUGAAGGAACGAGGUGGCUCGUCACGGCAAGCCAUUGAAAAGUACAUCAAAGCAAACAACCGAGUCACUGGAGAUAUAUCAGUGCACCUUAAAAUGGCUUUGAAGCGUGGCGUCAAGUCGGGAAAGCUACUUCACACCAAGGGAACUGGCGCUUCGGGAUCUUUUAAAGUCGGCAAAGCUCCCGCUGCACCAAAGAAAAAACCUGCGAAGAAGAAGGCAGCGGCGAAAAAACCCCGAAAGAAGGCUGGCACGCCCAAAAAGAAGCGAGCUACCAAGAAGACUGGUGCUAAGAAAGCUGCGAAGAAGAAAACUACGGGAAAGAAGGCCAAGUCACCAGCCAAAAAGAAGGCCGCCAAGAAACCGAAGGCUAAGUCAGCUGCAAAGAAGCGCACAAAAAGUCCCAAGAAACGAGCAGCGCCCAAGAAGAAGGUAGCAAAGAAAACCAAAAAGGCUGCAGCCAAGAAGUAAAGAAGAACCUCAAAGAGAAUAAAACAAAACGGCUUCUUUAGAAGCCACCAAAUAAAAGAAAAGAAAUGACCAACAAUUUUUCUCCAAGUUCUGUUUUAUUCCUUUUUCUCGUUUCGAUCACAAGUUGUUGCGAAAAUUCCUUUUACCUUCGAAGUUUUUGUUUGAACACAGAAGAUUUCCUACCCAAAUUGUUUUUUAAUCAAAUACACAAUAUAAACCGUUUUGCUCUAAGCUUUGCCCGCAUCACGGUAACCAUUUUGUAUAGGAAUUCAGUACUCGAAAGAAGCGGGACGGGGUUCGCGAAGUCUAGCACAGCCAUUAGAAGCCCUUAGAUACUUCCGUUCGACCGUUAGAUGAACCCGGGGCACUUUCCUAGAUCCAUAGGUGGGGGCCGGGUAGCCUCCCUACCACUCCUUGAGGGGUUUUUGACGUAAAUCCACAUGACGAAAAAAAAACAACUUGAUUUCUACUCGUGUACUUAAAACGCCUAUGGAGAAAAAUAAUAAUAACAAAAAAACAAAAACAAAAAAAACAGUUACUAGUUACGACGCUGCUAAAUGCUGUCCUUUCUGUGACUAGCUCCUUAACAACUGUUUUCCCCUCUCCUACAGUGGCGGAUCUAGGGGAGGGGUAAAAAAAGAAAUCACAAAAGGAAGAAAAGCCGGCAGGGCAAGUAAAACAAAACCGCUCCCCACCCUCCUUGUUUGCUUAA
Messenger RNA from Orbicella faveolata, 2090 nucleotides. Its product is annotated as histone H1-like. NCBI's taxonomy places the organism in Eukaryota, Metazoa, Cnidaria, Anthozoa, Scleractinia, Merulinidae. Gene Ontology annotation, biological process: chromosome condensation; negative regulation of DNA recombination; nucleosome assembly. Gene Ontology annotation, molecular function: structural constituent of chromatin; nucleosomal DNA binding; double-stranded DNA binding. Gene Ontology annotation, cellular component: nucleus; nucleosome. The record is from RefSeq and is a predicted model, not a curated record.